This is a messenger RNA of Poecile atricapillus (Black-capped chickadee), 570 nucleotides long. RefSeq names its product chromosome 22 C1orf50 homolog (gene C22H1orf50). The transcript is spliced from 4 exons. The record is from RefSeq and is a predicted model, not a curated record. Bases 1 to 570 code for a protein of 189 amino acids. Lineage: Eukaryota; Metazoa; Chordata; Aves; Passeriformes; Paridae.
AUGGCGGAGGGCGGCGCGGAACCGGGGGAUGAUGGCCCCGGCCCCGGUCCCACUCCCGGUCCCGACCCCGGGCUGGCCCUGGUCGAGGGCAGCUCCGGGCGUGCCGGCCGCGUCGGGGACCCCGAUGACCUAGUGGCCCUGGCCCGGCAGGUGCAGCAGGCCGAUGACUUUGUCCGAGCAAACGCCUGCAGCAAGCUGACAGUCAUCGCUGAGCAGAUCCGGUACCUGCAGGAGCAGGCACGCAAGGUCUUGGAUGAAGCUAACAGGGAUGCUGAUCUGAACCACGUGGCCUGCAACCUUGUGAAGAAGCCAGGAAAUAUUUACUACAUGUACAGGCGGGAGAGUGGGCAGCGGUAUUUCUCCAUCCUGUCUCCUAAGGAAUGGGGUACCACCCCCCAUGAAUUUCUUGGUGCCUAUAAGCUCCAGCAUGACAUGUCCUGGACUCCGUUUGAGGACAUUGAGAGACGAGAUGCUGAAAUAACUGUCCUGGAGAAGCUACUGAGCCGGCAGGCAGCACUGCCCCCGUGCACGGAGCCCAACUUCCAGGGCCUGACCAAAUCACACAAGUGA